CGCAGCAAGACCGCAAUGGGGUCUUGUGAGAAGUUUGUCGCAAUUGCCCUCGGGACGAUCUCGUGGAUCUGAUUGUGAAGCUCAUCGUUGCACCCAGUUUGUGAGUUAGUUCUUUGUUGUUGGUGUUGUAAUUAGCUGGGUUGGGAGACGGAGCCAUGGCGGGCAUGCCGGAUCCGCUGACAGACCUUCCUCCGCCUUCUCGUUUCGACCCGGACGAGCUCAAUGCAUUUGCAGCUAGUGAUGUGCAGCCCUCUCCGCCUCUCAUCGUCUGGGCUCCAUGGGCCAAGACUCUCCUUCAAUCAGGUGUGUUGCAACCGCAACUUGCACUGUUUUGUGUCUCCGAUGUUGGUAUCCACCUUUUGCACCAGAUUCCUAACAAGAGAAUUGUUGGUUCCAUUGUCCUCCCUGAGAUCUCCAUGGUGAAUAAUGAGAUAGAACCAAGUCCACACAAUAAAGAAUGUUACCUUUAUGCAGUCGACUCGCAGGCCUCAGUUGUAUUCGCAUCUAUUCAGUAUGCCAUUCCGCCAGAAAGUGCGACCAUCUGGACUAAAUCACUGUUCCAAGCCAUCCGGCCUGAGAGGGUGCUGAUCAUGGAUGGAAUAUCAACCCUUCAUUUUAGGGGAAAACUUUCAGCUGAUGAACCUCUCUUAUUUCUUCUGGAAACCAGCGCAUCCAAGAAAGGAAAGAAGAACAAGGAUUCUAUUGCGCCCUACUAUCCUUCUGGAAGCUUGGUAGACGGUGUUGCUGCAGCCCUCAUCACCCAUUGUCAACUAAGAGCUUUAAGAGCAGAACUUUUGAUGUCAUGGCCUACUGCGGAUACUAGCGUAGUCAAUCAGUUGGCUUCGGCUCUGCAGAAUGUGUGUCAACAAGCUCUUGCAAACAAUGUGAUCAUAGACUUCAUUGCAGCUGCAAAAUCAAUUGCAGGGAGGAGGCUACUUUCAGAUUCAGAGAUUUACAUGUAACAUAUCAAUAAACAACUUUUACAUCAUCA
Physcomitrium patens is the source of this 991-nucleotide messenger RNA. RefSeq lists its product as uncharacterized. NCBI's taxonomy places the organism in Eukaryota, Viridiplantae, Streptophyta, Bryopsida, Funariales, Funariaceae. The record is from RefSeq and is a predicted model, not a curated record.